Molecule: messenger RNA, 2329 nt
Organism: Musca vetustissima
Lineage: Eukaryota; Metazoa; Arthropoda; Insecta; Diptera; Muscidae
Gene: Rgl
Product: ral guanine nucleotide dissociation stimulator-like 1
Exons: 6
Coding region: 26-2284 (752 amino acids)
Biological process (GO): positive regulation of GTPase activity; Ras protein signal transduction
Cellular component (GO): plasma membrane
Molecular function (GO): guanyl-nucleotide exchange factor activity
Source: RefSeq, a predicted model, not a curated record
UUCCGAAGACGAAAUCUGCCAAAUAAUGUCUCAAAAUGCUGCCGAUAGUUUGCCCACGUGGCGGGUAUGGGGUGAAGAAAAGGAUACCGACAUCAUUUAUACAGUAUACCUGAAAAAGGUGUGCUACCAUCGACCUACACCCUCAGCAGCCAAUCCCGAUUCCGAAGAUGACAUCUCCUAUCUGGAAUGGGAAAUGGUCAGAGUUCGUUUUGUUAAGGCGGCCACCUUGGAACGCCUUGUCGAAGCUCUGGCCACCGAUGAUGGUGAAUUGGAAUCGACCUUCAUCAACGUUUUUCUCAAUACCUAUCGUACCUUUUCAACGCCCAAAGAAGUUCUUGGUCUAUUCAUAAAACGUUUCAAUGCGCUAACGGAAAAGCAACGUAUCGAAGACAUCAAACAUAAAGAUGAUGUCGAUUACGAUCCCAGCGCCACGAUACAUGAACAGCACAAAAAAACUCUAGUCUCGGUGUGGAAAAUGUGGCUGAACGGAUUUCCCGAAGAUUGGAAUGAAGAGAAUCUCCGAUAUUUAAUAUCCUUCACAAGUAAACAUUUACCCAAUUCUGAUCUGCAUUCACGAGCCCUCAAUCAAUUGGAAAUGAUAUUACGCCAGCAAGUGUACAGUAAAAAAAGUCUGCCACCAUGGUUGGGUGAUCAAUUUGCCGAUUUAUAUUUGGCUCCUGAGUUUCAGAGGCGUGCCUGCUUCCUAGAGACCUAUCGUUUUCCGCGCAUCGAUGUGCGGCAUUUUGCCGAACAGCUGACGCGUAUGGAUUGUGAUUUGUUUAAGAAGGUGAUAUCACAUCAGUGUUUGGGCGCCACGUGGUCGCGACGAUCGCAGGGUUGCUGUGAAACGGUGGUGGCGACAGUAACACAAUUCAACGAGGUCUUAUAUCGAGUCAUAACAAGUAUACUGAUAGAGAGAGCUUUGGAACCACAGGAAAGAGCGGUGUAUAUAGCAGUAUGGAUAGAUAUAGCUCAAGAACUGAGGUUACUUAAGAAUUUUUCUUCCCUAAAAGCCAUUGUCACAGGUCUGAAUUCAUCGGCUAUUUAUCGUUUAAGUAAAAUCUGGAGUGUAUUGCCAAAGGAAAAGUUGGAAAUCUUCCAAGAAUUAGCCAGAAUUUGUUCGGAGGAUAAUAAUGCCUCAGUUCAAAGAGAGUUGCUAAUACGGGAGGGUACAGCGAAAUUUGCCGAAACUGUGGGAGAAAACGAUCGUCACAUGCAGAAGAUAAUACAGAAACAGAGUACCCACACGUCACACGGUACAAUACCCUAUUUGGGGACGUUCCUUACCGAUUUGACAAUGAUACAUCAAGCCAACCCCGAUACCGUGGGUGAAGAUAAUCUCAUCAAUUUCGAAAAGAAACGUAAAGAAUUUGAAGUGCUGGCCAAGAUAAAACUUCUACAAGGAGCAGCUAAUACCUAUAAUUUAGAAGAAGAUCCGCUAUUCAAUCGUUGGUUUUAUUCAAUGCCUGUACUGACAGAGGAGGAUGCCCACACAUUAUCCUAUCAGUUGGAACCACCACCACCAACGGCACCACGAAAAAGUAACACCUCCUCAAAUAUGUCUUCGGCAAAUUCCUCAAUAUUGGGUCAUCGGAAAACCGAUUCGAUUGCUUCGAACUCCAGCAGCGGGGCGGGAUCACAAUUCUAUUGUGAAAUUAGUUCACACAAUAGUUCAAGGCACAAUUCCCUGGAUCGAGAGGCUCACAAUAAUCAUAUGUCGGCGACAAGUAGUGUGUCGAAUUUAUCUUUGGACUCCAGUAAUUCGGGAGGGGGUUUGAAUAAGUCAAAAAUGAUUCAUUCACAAAGUUCAAAUGGUCUACUGAGAAGUAGCCAUGGUUCGACAAGUGGAUCACACACGCCAACUCAUGUUGGAUCGCCCUUGAUUAAUGCCCAAGUCGUUAAUUCACCGGGAGCCAAUGCCGAUUUUUAUAUUGUAAAAAUUACCCUCGAAACGGAAACAAUGCCUCAGGAUGGUAUUGUGGUGUACAAAAGUAUGAUGGUGAAAAAUAAUGAACGCACCCCGCAAGUGAUACGCAAUGCUCUAAUGAAAUUGGGUAUUGAAGAUGAAGCCGAUAAUUAUACGUUGGCCCAACGACUGCCCGAUAAAGAUGUUGAUUUGCCCCGCAAUGCCAAUGUGUUUUAUGCCGUGGUGGUAAAUAAGAAUUUCGAAUUACGGUUUAUUUUGAAACCAAAUCCGGAGCGUAUGACAAAUGGUGGUGGAGUAGGUGGUGGUAUUCAUGGUAGCCACGGUGGCAGUCGUAGUAGUCGCAGCAGCAAUAGCUAGUGGUUAACUAAGACCCUGUAAAAAUAUGGGGUCUUGAAAUAUUGC